GUCCGUACUAGGGCGAAGCUUACUAGCCUAGUCUAAACACAUCUCCAAACUCCAAAUGAGUCCAAAAUCUAAAGUGAGUCUUCGGUCCAAAGUAAAUAUCUAACUAAUUAAUUUAAGUUUGGCUUCUCGGGAUUCAGAAUAUUAAAAUUUUAAGUAAUCGCUUUGCGUAUGUGUUUUUACGCCUGAUAAAGAAAAGGUAAAAUUAUCAUCAUUCAAGAUCAGAUUAGAAAUGACUUGGAUUUAGUAACUGAAGACCAAGUGCCAUUUAAUUAUGUUUGGAAAACGGAUAUUCAAGUAAACAGGAAUAUAAUUAAGUGAUUCAAGUAUCAGAGAAUAGAAUGUCCAAGUUUACUUUCGGUGCCCCAACCACCUCUGCGACGUCCACGAGCUUUUCUUUUCCAGUACAACAACAAGCUGGAGCUUUUGGCGCGACAAGCACUUUUGGUGCCACUGGUUCUGCAGCUGCACCAUCUAUGGCUCAGCCUACAGCCACCCCAGGUUUAAACUUUAGUUUUGGUAACACAGCAACAGUUCAGCCUGCAGCCACACAGCCAACCCUAAAUACUGGCUUGUUUGGAGCUACUACAAAUCAACCUCAGCAGUCUCAGCUAGCUCAGCAGUUAGCUCAGCCUAUACAGCAAACAACUGGGCUGACAUUUGGCACUCCGACAGCAGCUGCUAAGCCCACUGGUUUGACCUUUGGAACUCCAACUGUUACAACUACACAGACAACUGGUCUAUCUUUCAACCCCCCAACAGCUACCUCAGGAGGCUUGUCCUUUGGUUUAGGCACAUCUGGAACAGCUGCUGGGACUGGGGGUGGUAUAGCUUUCGGAGCAGCUCCAACUACUAGUGGUCUGUCCUUUGGAACAACAACAAGCACUGCUGCAGUUGCACCUACGACUUCCGGCUUAGGUUUUGGUACUACUCUUGCUGCUAAUACAGGGUUAAAUUUUGGUGCAACUUCUACAGCUGGUACAGGUCUGAGUUUUGGAGCCACUCCAACAUCAUCAACUGCUUCAUCGUUGUUUAAUACAAGUACACUUUUUGGAGCAAAACCAGCAACAACAGCACCAGCUGUUACUACUGCCCCAACUACAACAACAAAUCGUGGACUUGGGGGAUUAGAUGUAUCAGUUACAAACAAAGGUCUUACACAGGGUAAUGUACAGUCCACAUCAGCCAAAGAAAAUUUAUUACCCAACGAGCUGAUGCAAACAAUAGAUAGUUUUAAAGAAUUUGUGAAAACGCAAAAAAGCCUCAGUUCAGACAUAGCGCGAGGUUCCGUACGGCCUCUUAACAGAUGUGCUGAAGACACAGCCUCGCUCAUGGAAAUUCUGACAACAUUGGCUGGUUCAGUGCAGCGAGACAGAUCACUCACUGACAGACUUAAAUGUGACACGGCCAAUGCGCUGCAUAAUGCUGAAAUCGCUCAGAGAACACAUGAUACACCCCCCGGGCUUCAGUACGAAAAUAAUGCCCCUCUUUUGUUUUUUAUGGAGCUUGCUGAACAAUUUGAAAACGAUUUAAUGUUAUUCAAGCAACAGAUUGAGUCGACCGAAAAACACAUACAGACUAUGAUGACUCCCAAAACUUUGACACCUCAAGAAUUAACGAUGGCAAUGAAUAAGUUGCACGAGUCACUGGUAGCAGUUGCUGGCAAAUUGCAAGGAGUGCAUUCAAAAGUUCAGCAACAGAAAGAACAGUACCUUAACUUUAGAAAGUAUGUCUUGAAAGAUACCACAAAUGUUUUUGAAGACAUUAGGUCAGAUGGGAAUUCCAGCAGGAGUAUCAUAGGAAAAGUAACAAGUGGUCCCACACCAUUUGGUCCAGGCAAUCGGAGUUUCUUAUCAUCUUCAUCUUUAAAUCCAGUUCAGACUCCUAGUUAUGGCAAUCCAAACCCAUUAGGUUGGGGAAGCUCUAGCACAACACCCUCAACGAAUCUCUCUCUGGAGACAACAACGAAGCCUCCCACAGUAGGCCUUAAUUUUAAUUCGUCAUCAAGUUUUAUAGCACCAUCCAACACGAGUUCAAGCUUUCAACUACAGAAGCCUCCAGUUGGUAACAAACGAGGAAAACACUAA
This is a messenger RNA of Copidosoma floridanum, 2084 nucleotides long. RefSeq names its product nuclear pore complex protein Nup58 (gene Nup58). NCBI's taxonomy places the organism in Eukaryota, Metazoa, Arthropoda, Insecta, Hymenoptera, Encyrtidae. Gene Ontology annotation, molecular function: structural constituent of nuclear pore. The record is from RefSeq and is a predicted model, not a curated record. Gene Ontology annotation, biological process: nucleocytoplasmic transport. Gene Ontology annotation, cellular component: nuclear pore.